UUUACCACAACCAAGUUUCAAACAAAAUGAAGUGCAUUAUUUUGUUCAGCGCGAUCGUAAUUUUAGUAACGCUUGCAAUUGAUACCAGUUACAGUUCCGCUGCGACUUCUAAGCCUUUUGUACGCAGCCGUUAUAGCAAACGUUGGCGAAUCGUAUUGACCACCGAAUCAAAUGCUAGCAACAACACUUUAACAACAGAUCCUCAGCAUGCUAUCGCAGCUGGUAUGAAAUUCGGAGAAACGACUACAGUGAACAACAUUGCAAUCGUUGGCGAUACUACGACUAUUGGACACCCUGUAGAGGUGCCCAGUACAAAGUCAACUGAUUCAAAGAGUACGCUUUUAAGGGGUCCACAUAGCACCACAACCGAACAUCCUAGACACCAUGGGCCAAAUGGUUUGCCAUUAGACUAUGACUACUAUAGUAAUGGUAGUGAAAAUGAGGAGGAACCAGGACAUAAAUAAGCUGUAAAAACCCGUUUAUAUAAAUUGAGUGAAAAGCGAAGUCUUGCUUAAUAGCAGUAGAGCAGCUGAAUUCUUUUUUUCACAUUAUUUGAUCUCUAAAAUGUAAAUUUUUUUUGAUUUCUUUUAACAAAAAUUUUAAAUUGACAAAAUCCAUUUGCAUGUUAAACUGUUUUUAUUCAAAAGAAGCAAUUGAAAAUCAGGUUUUG
Rhagoletis zephyria (snowberry fruit fly) is the source of this 670-nucleotide messenger RNA. RefSeq lists its product as uncharacterized. NCBI's taxonomy places the organism in Eukaryota, Metazoa, Arthropoda, Insecta, Diptera, Tephritidae. The record is from RefSeq and is a predicted model, not a curated record.